Mesorhabditis spiculigera is the source of this 1761-nucleotide messenger RNA. NCBI's taxonomy places the organism in Eukaryota, Metazoa, Nematoda, Chromadorea, Rhabditida, Rhabditidae. The record is from the annotation of a GenBank genome assembly.
AUGGCACGUAAACGCAAGUCGAAGGAUACCCCGAAGAAAGCAGCUCCUAAAAAGGCUCGGCUGGAGGGUGAUGGUGAUUCUUCCAAGGACGAUGGCGCAGGGAAUGAGGAAAUGUCGAUCGAGCCCCUGGAAAAUGCUGCGGCGAAGGAGGCGGUUGGCGCUGGAAAUACGGGGGAGGCUGAUUCGGAAAUAGCGGAAUCCGAAGCGCAAUCGAGUGGAUCGCAACGACUUGAUGGAGAUGUCGCAAAGGAGAAGAAGUCCGAAACUUUAGAUGUUGCUCAGUCUAGAACAUCGGACCCGCCAUCUAGACCAGUCAGUCCAGAACCCGGCUGUUCGAAGACCGCUAUUACUCACAAAAACAUGAAACCUGCACGUGGCAGAAAGAAGGGUCCGACGGUGCAGAUCCCAAUGGAAGCGAAAGACUUCCCCAACAUGACCAUCAGUGAUUACCUGAAAAUUGCCAGAAGAGUACAAGAUCCGAAGCAGCUGGACCGGCCACAAGCUCUCCGGGAUAUGGUUGACGACGCUUUGGCCAAAAGUAAAGAACAAGCGGCUACUGAUCAAGGUUCCGGCGACAAACCGGAUUCGGAGGAUGGUGAGGAGCUUGAACUGAGCUUUCAGCCGUACGGCGAUCUUUCUGACAUAACCACUGAUGAGGACGACAGUGAAGCCUGGCGCCCACCGACGGUCAAUCGAGGACCAAGGAAAAAUAACGGAAAUCAAGAAAUUGAAGAAGCUUACCCCGAAUCAGGCGACAUUCCAUAUACAAUGUUACGUGUGGCCGCCCAAGAACUCCCGAUUUUGCCUUUUGCCCGUGAGCACGACAUCGACCUCGAUUUGGACAAGUGGUCAAACGAGGAGCUGGAAGCGUUGCUGGGAGGAGUGAAAGCUUAUGGCGCCGACGAGCUGGCCAGCCGUUCGAUCCCGACGCGCUUUGUGCGUGGCAGGGAUGACAAAGAAGUUUUUGCCAAAAUUAAUGAAAUACGCAAGCUGUACGUGAUGGCCACCGAAAAACGGGAGAAAAUUGAGGAGGAGAAUUGGCAAAUGAUGCCGAAGGGCCGCCGCGGCUAUGACUGGCGCGGAUUCUUGAGCCGCAUGAUGAAGAUGAACAUCUCGACCAAGAACUUCGAGAAGGACAACUUUUGCGAUAAGGCCCUGGAGGAGAUUUUGCAAGAGACGGCCGGCCGGGUUGAUGAUGAGCCGAAGGUGUACAAGGCGACCGACCACCCCGAGAAGCUCGGCCCUCAUAGCAUACACAACGGGACAAUUUCAUGGCGAAAGCUGUACCAAUAUGUGGCGAACAGCGCGGCAACGGUCGGCAGCGAGGAGACGGGCAUCACUUUUGGAGAUCCGUUGAAUCCACUAGAAGCGUCUGUAUUCCUGCACGUGGUUGAUGGGAUGAGGGAUGCCGCCGUGAAUAUGAGCCCCGAAAAGGCGAUGCACUUGAAUGGAAUCUUUGAUUGUAUGAUCCAGGAUGAUUAUAGGCGUUUCUUCCCCUGCUCAAAGCCGCCCACGCUGGAGACUGUUCAACAUUUGCUGGUUGACCCGUUGAAUUUGGACAAGAUCGGGCAAGAAUCGCGAAAAGACGACGAACAACAAGCGAAUGGCAACUCUUCGGAUAGGACCGGCUCGGCGGAGGCUGAACUUGACGGUGAUGAUGAGGAGCUGGAAGAAGCGGCCGGCCAACUCGAGCAAGCCCUUUUUACGAUGCCCUCCGGCACCGUCAAAUCCGAGGUCAUGUCCGAACAACGAUCGUCACAA